CAAUCGCCCCAUGGACAGAUGUCAGCCUCCGCCUGGUUGGUCAUGACCGUGCCAGGUUCCCUUCUAGCUGCGAUCGUUUCUGGCAUCUACGUCUACCAUUCUCUAAUUAGGCCUCACCAGACGGAGGAAAAUUUUCACGAACAGGGGGCCAUCAUGAUCAACGCCCGAAGGAAGCUCCGAGGACUGGAAGCACCAACAAUGCUCAGCUCUUUGUUCAUCUGUUACACGAUCUUCUUCAUCGCACUGUACGGACGGUUCGUCAUAGAAGGAUUACGAAUCAAGGAAGCACUUCUGACGGGGCUCACCAUCGGUGUCGUCCUGGGAACAGUAGCGAGCCAUCUAUCCGGAGUCUCCCACCUUGCGGCGGCACAAAUAUGGAGCCGACUUCCAUGGGGGAUUGUCAUCACCUUUGGCGCUGUGCAGGUUACGUCCAAGGUUGUUGAGCGGUACGACCUAUUGAAGGCGCUGUUCAAGCUGCUCGACUCGUCUUUUUGGGAGACAAGAUCACCGAUCCAAGUGCAGAUCAUCCUUACCGCGAUAUCGUCCGUACUGGCGGAGGCCGUCGACAACAGGACACUUAGCCGACUCAUGAUGCCCAUCGUUACUCACAUCGCGACGGCGACUGACGCGCCCCCGAUGUACUACGGGAUCCCGGUCGUCGUGGCAGCCUCCAGCAACGCCGUCAUGCCCGUGUCUGUCACGAUGGUCGUCCUGCACGAGCUCACCAGGAUCCCAUGUCUGCAGCUGUUCUACUUGGGCCUCCUGGUGAAGAUACUCCUCGUUGUCGCCACCUUGGCCACCGUCAACGCAGCGGGGCCCAUUAUGUUUAAUUGGUGGAAGAUAACGCCCGGCUCAAUAUUUACAUGACGAUAGCCAAAUAUAUA
Messenger RNA from Ixodes scapularis (black-legged tick), 884 nucleotides. RefSeq lists its product as uncharacterized. Gene Ontology annotation, biological process: citrate transport; monoatomic anion transmembrane transport. The record is from RefSeq and is a predicted model, not a curated record. Bases 19 to 867 code for a protein of 282 amino acids. Gene Ontology annotation, molecular function: succinate transmembrane transporter activity; citrate transmembrane transporter activity. The transcript has 7 exons. NCBI's taxonomy places the organism in Eukaryota, Metazoa, Arthropoda, Arachnida, Ixodida, Ixodidae. Gene Ontology annotation, cellular component: membrane.